This is a messenger RNA of Humulus lupulus (European hop), 1100 nucleotides long. Its product is annotated as tropinone reductase homolog At1g07440-like. The coding region runs from base 33 to 563 and encodes 176 amino acids. Lineage: Eukaryota; Viridiplantae; Streptophyta; Magnoliopsida; Rosales; Cannabaceae. Gene Ontology annotation, molecular function: oxidoreductase activity. The transcript is spliced from 4 exons. The record is from RefSeq and is a predicted model, not a curated record.
GGAGUUUAAUAGGAAAAUACUUUCUGGAAAGAAUGGCUGCUCACACAAAUACUCAAUACAGCAGAGAGCAAAGAUGGUCUCUCCAUGGAAUGACUGCUCUUGUUACUGGUGGAACCAAAGGAAUAGGGUAUGCUAUCGUGGAAGAAUUGGCAGGACUUGGGGCAACUGUGUAUACAUGCUCCAGAAAUGAAGUCCAACUUAAUGAGUGCUUGCAUGAGUGGGAGAAGAAGGGAUUUCAAGUCUCUGGUUCUGUUUGCGAUGUAGCCUCUGAAACAGAUCGAAACGAGCUAGCAAACAAAGUUUCUUCUUUCUUCGAUGGAAAACUUAACAUCCUAAUAAACAAUGUAGGAACCAACAUAUGGAAACCGACUGUGGAAUACACAACUGGAGAUUUCUCAUUUCUGAUGAAAACAAAUCUUGAAUCUGCUUACCAUAUGUGCCAACUUGCUCAUCCUCUUCUGAAAGCUUCUGGGGCAGCAAACAUCGUCUUUAUCUCCUCUGUCGCAGGAGUGGUAUUACUAGACACUGGAUCCAUUUAUGCUGCUACCAAAGAUCUGCUAUGAAUCAAUUGGCAAGAAGUUUGGCAUGUGAAUGGGCAAAGUAUAACAUAAGAUGUAACAGUGUUGUGCCUUGAGUUACCAGAACCCCUCAAAUUGAACCUGUAAUAUUCCUCUCCUAGUCUUUCAAAAUGGAAUUCUGCAGUUACUAUAUGUGGUUUUUUUCUCCAAUAUUCUUGGUCUUCCAUUAUAGUAUCUCAAUGAUGAAAAACUAAUGGUGCCUGCCAUGUGUGUGACACCCAUUGGACGUAUUGCGGAACCAAGUGAAGUUUCUUCGUUGGUGGCAUUCCUGUACCUGCCAGCAGCUUCUUAUAUAAGUGGUCAGGCUAUAUGUGUUGAUGGAGCAUUUACAGUGAAUGGUUUGCUCCUUAACCCAGUUGCACAAGCAAGGCUCAAAAGUACACUGAUUGCAUACUCCAUCUCACUAUCAAUGUAUUUUAUUCUCUUUUUGGUUCAUGGUGGUAAUGUAUUUUAUAGUAAAUGGGGCUUGGAGGGGAAUGACCGCAAAUAAUAAGAUGGAGGAAUAAAUUCUUCUUAGCAAUA